AUGUGCACAAAACUUGAAUGUAUUGGUGAAUAUGUGUUCUAUAACUGCAAUUCCGUUGCAUCUAUCUCACUUCCAGAGGGCUUACAAUCAAUCAAAAGUUAUUGUUUCUACAAACUUAAAAUAACGUCAAUCAACAUUCCUUCCACUGUUUCUUCUAUAGAAGAUUUCGGAAUUGCAUCCAUCACCACAUUGACAAGAAUAACUUUUUCUCCAAACUCCCAAUUAACUUCAAUUGUGAUGUCAGCAUUUCAUACCACUAGCUUUGUAUCAUUCACCAUUCCAGAUAACGUGAAAAGCAUCAAUGGAGGUGCAUUCUUCGGAAAUUCUGUAAUGGAAAAUAUCUAUGUCUCAAACGAAAACCAGAAAUUCUGGAGUGACUCAUUUAUCGUUUACACCAACGAUAAUGCCACAAUUGUUUACUGUGCUCCGAAUUCUGGCUUGACUUCUUUCACAAUUCCAGAUACCGUUAAAACCAUCAACGAUGGCUGUUUCCUUCAUUCCAAACUCCAAUCAUUAGUUAUUCCAGACUCGGUUUCAAAAUUAGGGCAGUAUUCUUUUUCGAGAAUGAGAAGUAUUAAAAAGAUAAUUCUUCCAGCAACGAUAACAAUAAUCCCAAUUGCAUGUUUUGAAUCCUGCUCAAUAACAGAAAUGACAGUUCCAGAAGGCGUCACAAAAAUUCAAACUCAAGGCUUUGCAUACUGCUCUUCUUUGACCUUAUUAGUUCUACCAUCAACACUAGAAGAUAUUGGUGGUAAUGCACUCCCUAUGAGUAGCAAACUUGAAAUUAGAUUAUCAGGAAAUGAUGUUUUCUUAGAUACUCAAUUUUUGCUUUUUACAAGCCAAAAUACAACACUGGUUUUGCUUUUAGAUUCCAGUGCAAAUUCAGUUGUUAUUCCUUCAACAGUCAAGACAAUAAGAAAUUCAGCAUUUAAAGAUAAAAUUAAUUUAGUUUCCGUUUCUUUUGAUGGAGUACCAGAACUUGAGGUAAUAGAAGCUAAAGCAUUUAUUGGCUGCAAAAAGUUAUCAUCCUUUCCAAUAAGUCCAAAAUUAGUUUCGAUUGGAGAGUCAAGUUUUCAAGAUACAAAUUUAGGAGGAGAAUUAAAUUUCCCUUCUACUUUGACAAAUAUCGAUAGCAACGCGUUUAACGAUUUAAGUAAUAUUGAGAUAUUAUCUUUUUCAUCGACAAAUAAUUUAACAAUAGGAAGCUAUGCCUUCAGUGGUUGUUCAUCAAUAAAAUCAAUCACUCUGCCAUCGAGUGCAAAUGUUUUCUUAGGAAAUUAUGUUUUCAGCGGCAUCCGAAAAGUCAAAGAAUUUACAUUCACCAACAACAUCAAGAAAUCAGGAUUAGGGUGUUUCAUGAACAGCAGUUUCGAAACAUUCACAUUCGAAAACGACAUUUUUUGUUCGAACGAACUCCCUUCAUCAUUUUUCAAAGAUUGUUGCAAUUUAAGUCUCAUCUCUAUUCCAUCUAACAUUACCACACUUGGCACCGAAUGUUUGAGCAACACAGGCAUCACCGAUCUUUAUCUUCCCGACUAUGUUGAAACACUUGGUCUUCAAUGUCUUAAAGACUGCACAUCACUCGAAUCUGUUCACAUUUCAUCAACAAGCAAACUCGAGCAUAUCGAAUUUGGUGUUUUCAGUGGAUGCUGA
Molecule: messenger RNA, 1653 nt
Organism: Trichomonas vaginalis G3
Lineage: Eukaryota; Parabasalia; Trichomonadida; Trichomonadidae
Product: regulation of response to stimulus
Exons: 1
Coding region: 1-1653 (550 amino acids)
Source: RefSeq, a predicted model, not a curated record